Lobosporangium transversale is the source of this 363-nucleotide messenger RNA. Its product is annotated as reactive mitochondrial oxygen species modulator 1-domain-containing protein. The coding region runs from base 1 to 363 and encodes 120 amino acids. Gene Ontology annotation, cellular component: TIM23 mitochondrial import inner membrane translocase complex. The record is from RefSeq and is a predicted model, not a curated record. NCBI's taxonomy places the organism in Eukaryota, Fungi, Mortierellomycota, Mortierellomycetes, Mortierellales, Mortierellaceae. The transcript is spliced from 2 exons. Gene Ontology annotation, biological process: protein insertion into mitochondrial inner membrane; protein import into mitochondrial matrix.
AUGGAGCCCUCAAAGUUUGAACGCGCCAAGGUCGGAGCCAUGAUGGGUGGUGCUGUCGGUCUCUGCAUCGGUCUUGUCUUUGGCGGCUUCUCUGUCCUUCGAAACGGACCUGGAUCGCGUGGAUAUGUAAACACGCUUGCCCAGACCAUGAUUUCAUCGACAGCUACUUUUGCAUUUUUCAUGGCUAUCGGAUCAGUGAUCAGGAGUGAAGAGGCAACAGCGAUCGAUUAUGCAGCACUGGAUCAGAAUCAUGGGAAAAAGAAUCUAUUUGGUGGAGCCAAGUGCUUCAGAACUCCACCCAUCGUUAUCCUUCAGCGACAGCAACAGCAACAGAAACUGUUGGAUCAACAACAGCAUCAGUAG